Molecule: messenger RNA, 4186 nt
Organism: Papilio machaon (common yellow swallowtail)
Lineage: Eukaryota; Metazoa; Arthropoda; Insecta; Lepidoptera; Papilionidae
Exons: 10
Coding region: 807-3821 (1004 amino acids)
Source: RefSeq, a predicted model, not a curated record
AUUCUAUUUCGCCGCUCGAUCGCGCUCGCACGGAAACGGGAUUCUGUUAACGGAAGAGGGUUCGUGGUUUUAUAACGAUUUUUGUAACAGGCCAAUGUGUACGGAUGGACCGCGUGUAUGCGACUCGUGCGUCGGUCGUGUGUCGCUCCGUGCGUAGUGCGUACCCUACUCAGUUGCGUCCACAGCAUGCACUAGAAUAGCCGCAAGCGCUUCCCGCUCGUCGAGGCUCGUUUACUUCGUGAACUGUUACUACAUAAACGCUCAUGGAAUUGUGUAAUCGCAUCUCGUACGUCAUCUAAAUUCGUGGCGACCGGUACGCUCAAAUUUAUUAAUUUCCUAAUUUUGUUAUCCAUUUGUACUCCGGUCCAGUUUUAUAGCAACGCUUGUGUCGGCGACUCGUAUUUUUUGAUCGUCGUAUGUGUGCUUUAACUUUGUUUAACUUUUUUAUCGUAACGAGCACUGACAUGUGAUAGCGGUGAUAAGUGUCGAACGAGAUAAGGUCUUUAGUAAUAUUUGCAUUCUAUACCAGUGUAAACGUAUCGCGCUUAGUUGAUUGCAUAAAAUGCUUUCUUAAUUAUAAACCUAGUGAUCUAAUUUGAAACAUAAUGUGUAUAUGACUGAUGCGCCAGCGCCGGUAUAAGUGUAACGCUGAGCCUAUUUUCGUAGCACGGAAAUAAGAGCGGCAAAAGGAGCAAAAAGCUAUGUCUGCUUGAAAAACUUGAGGACGUUGUGUUGAGUGUAUUUCUGUCUGUUGUAAGCUGAUGUAUACAACCGCUUAGUGAUUCCGUGUUUGUUCUAUCAAUAAGAUGAAGAAACGAACGAUAUCGAAGCUAAAAUCAUUGUUUGGUUCCAAGAAAAGUAAACGUCAACAACAAGAAGUAUCAGCAAAGUCGUCUCGUUCUGCGUCCCCAGAGCCGGCGGGGGAUAGUUCCCCGUGCGAGUCGUACCGGCCGCUGUUGAGGACACCCCCGCCGAGCCAUGUAGGACCGCCGCCCUCGCCGCCGGUGCCCACCAACCCCGUGGCCCCUGUGGCGCCGCAGCCCGCGGGCCCGCUACCCCUUAUGCCCUGUCCCGUUUGCGCCCGCACCUUCGUACCACAGUCCCUCGCCAAACACGUAAAAAUUUGCGAGAAGACCAUGGCUAAGAAGCGAAAGACCUUCGACUCAUCGAGGCAGAGACGUGAAGGGCUGGCAACAACGAGCUAUCCCAGUUCCGGCACAGAUUUGGAACAGUACUUGCCAAAGAAUUUCGGUCUUCCAGAGAACAGCCCCUUCCUCGAGAAGAGCCCGCCGAAUACUGCCAAGCCGACGCCCAAACCCAAACCACAGUCAGUUAGGAGCACAAUAAAAAAGCCAGCAGCGGAGCUACAGCGGUGCCCGCACUGUUCCCGCGCGUUCGGCGUGCGCGCGUUCGAGCGCCACGUGGAGUGGUGCGCGGACAAGGCGAAGAUCCUGCCCGCCGCUGCUGCCGCGCCUCCGCCACCGCACAUCGCCGACGCCAAGCAGCGCCUCAACGCCCGCACCCAGUACAGGGCGCCGCUCGCGCGCGGCAGGAAGUCAUCGCAGUCCCGCGACAAAACGGCCAGCCGGUCGACAUCAGUGGACUCUUCCCGCGGGGUAUCGCCUCCGCCGCCGCGAGAGUUCGGCGACUACAAGCAGGGCCGCACCAGAACAUCCGAGUCAAUGUCGAGUAACGACUGCCACGAAGACAGCGCACCUCAUGUGCCUGUCAUAAGAAAUUCAAGAACAACUCAAAACAAUUCAGGCGAUGCGAAUGUUAAGGCGAGACAGGCGAGACUUGCGAGAGACAUUAGUAGUACUAGGCUUGACGACAAUUAUGAUCCCUUCGCGUCUGCAGCUAGACAAAUGAAAGAGCUCAUGUCGUCUGACACAAAUAUACCUAAAAAAAUGCAAACCUCUGCCAAAGAACUAAAUAAAACCCUUCCCGUCCUUCGCCCAAAUAAAGAUAAAAUAUCACCUUCGCAUCUAACAAACAAUACUAAAUUAAUGAAAGAUACACUAAAUAAGACUUAUCAAAAAACACCCACGUUACAGAGAAUGAAAUCAUUCGGAAGUCCCAGUAACGAAAAUAAAAGUUCAUUCGGUGGUAGAUGUAGUUCGUUCAGAAUAAACAGAAAUGAUAAAAAUUCUAGUCAAAAAUUAAACACAACGUUCACUAAAACCAGCAAAGAAAAUAUUAGUACACCAGACAGGACCAAUUUUAAUAGGAGUAGUAAUUUAAAUAGAUCGUUUUCUAAUUAUUCUUCCAAUUACAAUUCGCCCAAGUUAAAAGAUAAAAUUCCUAAAAUAGCACCAUCCAUGUAUCAUAGUUUUCAACGCACGACUAUAAAACAACCUCUUAAACUUGAUAAGAUAAAAAAUGACGAAGAUAGGAAAAAUUUCGUUAACCUUGAUUCUAUUUUAUCAUACGAUAACGCUUCUAUGACCGACAGUAACUACAUAGAUCCCAGGCUGAUCAAUGAAAACGAUAAUUUACCCAUAAACGUUACCACUAUUCUUAAUAAUCCAGACAUAAUCAGUAGCAUGGAGUCAUUACUCACUACGGAAAAUCUUCCUGCUAAGUUUGAUUCGUUUAACUUUAAUGAUAAAAACAGUAAAAAAUCUUUGGCACAAAUUAAGAACGGAUCAAUUAAAAACAAUAACACGAACAAUACUAAUGCAGCCUCUUUAAACGAUCUUAAUUCACAAUAUGAAAAAUUUAUGUCUUCCUUAGAACAAAGUAUAAAUUCAAAGACAUCGGUUAGGGACGAUGAAUCUCUUUGCCAAGAUUUCGAUCUAGAAGAGUUUAUGACUUCCUUUGACGAGGAGGUCAAUAAGCAAAAAAGUGAAAAGAAACGCACAUAUAGUUCUACAACUAGGAUAGUUAAGCAAUCUGAUAUUUUCGAUACGCACAAAACUUCCAGUAUAAAUGGUGAAAGUACUCCUAUUGCCAAAACUUUAAAUAAUAAUGGUAUGAUACCAGUUAACAAAUCGAUGUCUCUUGUUUUUAGCAAUAAUAAUAUAAAGGGCGAAAACCUUUUCCCAUCCUCCGUCAAACGCUCCACAUCCCUCCUUGAUUCCAUACAGAAGAGAGGCACGCUGAAGGCAGACGCCUCGAAGAACCGCCAUAAAGCGGACCUGCUCGAACAGGACGUAAUGCAAUCUCUAAAGGACUUUGAUAAAUUCUAUGAGUCGGAGAAAAUAGAAAACAACCAACCCAGUAAAGAAAUAAUAAGUACCAAGAAUGUUCACAAUACGACCAAAAAGGAAUCACGAUUGAAGAUCGAAAAGAAAAACAAUAAAAAUGAACAAAUUUCGAAUGGUCAUUUCUCCCCCGGCGGAAAGCCCAGCAACGAUUCAGCGUAUAGCAGGUUAGUCAGCUUAAACAGGAUAUCUCCAUCAAAAUUAUCGCUGUGUAACUCCAAAGAGCCGACCGACUCUGAAGCACCGGAGCGAAGCCAAGCCGGCUCGGAGUCUGUCGACAGUCACAAAGACGAGGUCAGGUCCGUCUCCAGCGAGGAGUUCCUCGCCAUGGAGCGAUCGGCAGAGAUGAGCGAGCCAAUACCCAAACUAGACGCACAAUACAAAGAUCUCGGCAGCCACACGUUAAGCGAAAAGCGUGUUAGUUCCCGAGCGUCGUCGCAGCGCAGCGGGGUAUGGCGGUCGCGGCAGGAGCUGAGUUCGAGUGGGUCGGAGUCCUCUGUGCACGCGGAGCCGCCGCCCGCGCGCCUCUCGCGCUUCUGUCACGAGUGCGGCAGCCGCUUUCCUGUCGACUCCGCCAAGUUCUGCAUCGAGUGCGGUGUGCGCCGGCUGCUCGUCUAGCUGCUCUCUCACACAUCUAUCGAAGCUUUGUCUAGUCUAUGACGCGUGACGUCAUCAUGGCGGGAAUUCAACAUGUUAACAGUUGCUGUCAGCCGAAAUGAAAAUUCGAUCUUUUAUUAUAAAUCGAUUGUUUUAAUUACUUUGUAUGAAAUAGCGUACAGAAACUAUUUGAUCGCCGUCUAAAUCGAUCCAUCAUGUUUAUCGAUUUCUAUUACGAUCGUUAGAUUGGUUCAACCAAAUGAAUUAUUAAAAAUACCCCGGAUGUAAAAAUUAUUCAAGAUCGAAUAUUGAGAGAUUUAAUGAUAAUAACGAAUGCUAAUGAAAUAGUUCGUUAUUCAUUAGUUUCAAAUCUUUCCAACUCUAUU